Molecule: messenger RNA, 3002 nt
Organism: Sarcophilus harrisii (Tasmanian devil)
Lineage: Eukaryota; Metazoa; Chordata; Mammalia; Dasyuromorphia; Dasyuridae
Gene: SUFU
Product: SUFU negative regulator of hedgehog signaling
Exons: 12
Coding region: 222-1697 (491 amino acids)
Cellular component (GO): cytoplasm; nucleus
Molecular function (GO): transcription factor binding
Source: RefSeq, a predicted model, not a curated record
CCAAAGAGCGCCCGGCGGCCCUGCGGCGCCCCACUGGCAGACUCGGCAGCGGCGGCGGCCUGGGUGGACGGGGGUGCUGUGCGCAGGCGUGGAGUCCGGACCUCGCUGCAGCCCCGGUCGCCUCAGGGCGUCGCACCCACGAACUCUGCCUACCGUCCCGCCAGUGUGUCCGUCAGUGCCAGCCUCCGCCCCCCGCCCCGGCCCCGGCCCCCGCCGCCCCGAUGGCUGAGCUGAGGCCUAGCGGCGCCCCCGGCCCCGCCGCGCCCCCGGCCCCAGCCUCGGCUCCGGCCCCCGGCCCCGCCGCGCCCCCGGCCUUCGCCUCACUCUUUCCCCCGGGGCUACACGCCAUCUACGGCGAGUGCCGCCGCCUCUACCCCGAGCAGCCCAACCCACUGCAGGUCACCGCCAUCGUGAAGUACUGGUUGGGUGGACCGGAUCCCUUGGACUACGUUAGCAUGUACAGGAACUUGGGAAGUCCAGGUGCAAAUGUCCCGGAACAUUGGCACUAUGUUAGCUUUGGACUGAGUGAUUUAUAUGGUGACAACAGAGUCCACGAGUUUACAGGAACAGAUGGACCCAGUGGCUUUGGCUUCGAGUUGACAUUUCGACUAAAAAGAGAAACAGGAGAGUCAGCUCCACCCACAUGGCCAGCAGAAUUAAUGCAGGGCUUGGCCAGAUAUGUGUUCCAGUCAGAAAACACCUUCUGCAGUGGUGACCAUGUAUCCUGGCACAGCCCUUUGGAUAAUAGUGAGUCAAGAAUCCAGCACAUGCUCCUGACUGAGGACCCUCAGAUGCAACCUGUGCAGACUCCCUUUGGGUUGGUUAUCUUCCUCCAGAUUGUUGGUGUUUGCACAGAAGAGCUACAUGCAGCUCAACAAUGGAAUGGGCAGGGUAUCCUUGAACUACUUCGAACAGUCCCUGUAGCUGGUGGUCCCUGGUUAAUAACUGAUAUGCGAAGAGGAGAGACCAUAUUUGAGAUCGAUCCACAUCUGCAACAGGAGAGAGUUGAUAAAGGGAUUGAGACUGAUGGCUCCAAUCUGAGUGGAGUGAGUGCCAAGUGUGCCUGGGAUGAUCUGAGCCGGCCCCCUGAGGAUGACGAUGACAGCAGGAGUAUUUGUAUUGGGAUGCAACCUCGGAGACUUUCUGGCAAAGAUACAGAGCAAAUCAGAGAGACCCUGAGGAGGGGGCUGGAGAUCAACAGUAAACCUGUCCUCCCUCCAAUCAAUACCCAGCGGCAGAAUGGCCUGAAUCAUGACCGAGCACCGAGUCGCAAGGACAGUUUAGAAAGUGAGAGCUCAGCAGCUAUUAUUCCCCAUGAGCUAAUUCGCACACGACAGCUUGAGAGUGUACAUCUGAAAUUCAACCAGGAGUCUGGAGCAUUAAUUCCACUUUGUCUGAGGGGCAGACUGUUACAUGGACGGCACUUUACGUAUAAGAGUAUUACAGGGGAUACAGCCAUCACAUUUGUUUCGACGGGAGUGGAAGGCGCAUUUGCCACUGAAGAGCAUCCAUAUGCAGCCCAUGGACCCUGGUUACAAAUUCUGUUGACUGAAGAAUUUGUAGAAAGAAUGCUGGAAGACUUAGAAGAUUUGACUUCUCCAGAGGAAUUCAAACUUCCCAAGGAAUACAGCUGGCCAGAAAAGAAACUGAAAGUCUCCAUUUUGCCGGACGUAGUGUUUGACAGCCCGCUGCACUAGCCCUGAAUUUGGCCCCUUCCUUCAGAUGACCAUGAGAGCCCGGCCUAGCUCCCCAGUGACUCCACAGUGUAAUGAUUGCAGUAAAAACGAUUCCUGCAAAUAAAAGGAAAAGAGAGAGGAUUACUGCACAGCCACUGCAGCCCACAAUGGGGUGUGUACACAGGGCCUGGCCCCGGUUCCCCUCCACUUCACCUCUUAUCUGGGGGCCAGGCCACUCCAGGCCCAUUAGGAGUGAAUGAGACCUUGUUGCAACCCAGCUCAGGUCCCUUCAGACUAAAUGAGUGGCUAAUGAUGCCGUCAUUCCACCUCUAGUUCUGGUUUGGGGAUAUGGCUCUAGGACCCCUGACUUUCCCACAAGCUCUGACCUCACUCCUCUAUGCUUGCCCACUUCCUGCAGGUCUGGGGAAGAGCCCUAGAUCCAUGGAUUAAAUGUGCUGGCUCCUCCUGACUCUGGAAACCUUUUGUUAGUCAAAUUCCUCCUGGCUACAGAACAAUUCCUCCGAGUAUGUUUGGGUUUUUUGUUUUGUUUUUUUGUAUUUUAUUUUUUAGAAACCAUAUGGUAUUUAAUUGCUCCACAAAGGUGUCUAGAAGCUGUCGUGCAUAUUGGUUCUGUUUUUAUUUUAAAUGGAACUGAUUUUCAAGUUGAAUUUUCUUCUCUUGGAAAAGGGCAAUACCUACCCUUUCUCCUUCCCACAUCCCCCCACAUCCCCCCCAGCCAAGUCACUAGAAGGUGCUUAGUGGUUUGCCUGCCAACGAAUAGCUUUUGUAGGGCCUUUUGGACCGAGGAACUUUUCUUCAGCAGCUCAUAAGCCAUUUUGGCUCCAUUGGAAAGGUGUUCAGAAGCAGGAGGCAUCUAGGUAGGAUGGGCUGAAGCUACAUCUCAGGAGACCUGAGACCCUCUUAACGAGAUACUAGGCCCUGGCCCAACCCUUACUAGGAAAGGCUGUGUUCUUUGCCAGGUGGGUUGGGCUCUAGAAGCCUCGGGGAGCCCCUUGGCCUGAAACCGGCGCCUGUGAGGCGUGAGGACUGCAGCCAGCACUGCCCAGACUCUUGGAAACUUGGAGAAGAUAUCAGCCUUGCCUUCUCAGUGGGCUUCUCACUCCGACCCCAGGGCCAGCCUAGGAAAAGGAGUGUCUUGGCCCCUUUAGGCACCUCCCCCACCUCCAGCUAGCUCAGGGUUUGUGUGACCUUUUAGGUCCCCAUUCUCUCUUCUCCAUUCUUUCUGAUCUCAUCUUCCCUCAGGCCCCCACAGCUCCAGGCUCUAGGAAUUUCUAGUUUAUUAAAAGCUGAAAAAUAAACUUCCAA